Molecule: messenger RNA, 4209 nt
Organism: Glycine soja
Lineage: Eukaryota; Viridiplantae; Streptophyta; Magnoliopsida; Fabales; Fabaceae
Product: DENN domain and WD repeat-containing protein SCD1
Exons: 31
Coding region: 304-3930 (1208 amino acids)
Biological process (GO): regulation of Rab protein signal transduction
Cellular component (GO): cytoplasmic vesicle
Molecular function (GO): protein binding
Source: RefSeq, a predicted model, not a curated record
AAUUUUCAUUUCUCUGGCUUUCUUUUCUUUGUUUACCUAAUAAAUUCCCGAACUGGAAGAAAAGCAUGCAUUUUCAUUUUUCAGCGCCUGAGCACCCGGUUUGCAUUUGGCUACAAAAACCAUAACUAACAAAACAAACUCCCUCAUUCCAGAAAUCCAAGUUACAAGUCGAACAAAUUCAAAUUCAAAUUCACCAAUCGGAGCCAGAUCUCGGAGCACCACCCCUUCUCUCUUGGGUUUCGGAGAGGGGAAAGGGGAAGAAAUCAGAUAUAAAAACUCUUGGAUUCGCCAUCGCCAGAAGAAAUGUCUCGAAUCUUCGAGUACUUCGUGGUGUGCGGGAUCGGACCCGAGAUUCGAACCAUGGACGGAAACAAAGGGUACCAUGGCACUGGUUGCUUGUACCUUCCUUCUCUUCUCGACCAGUAUCCUCCCCCCAAUCACACUCUCUACCCUUCUCCGCCGCCUCAGCUUUCCACAUGUGUUCUACCCGCCGGCGUUGAAUUUUAUUCCUCAGGAUUUGAUUCCAAUGAUCCUGCCUCGUUUCCGCGGAGCUAUCCGAUUGUUUUGACCGAGGGUGAUGGAUCAAAAAUUUAUGUCAGCUGCAUUUCUUUCCGGGAUCCAGUUUGUGAGGAUAUUGCAGAGGCCUACCGGAUUCAGGCAAAUUCAUAUGCUGACAAAUGCAUCUGUCUGGUUUCACGCUUGCCAAGUUUCCGCGUACUAAAAAGUGCUCUAGAGGAAAUAUUUGCUCUGUGUUUUUCCCCAAAUGGAAGUAGCAAGCCUCUAUGGGAUGUUAUAGCACAUAUGGUAUCUAGUGUGCCUUUGCCAACUCCUGGAAAGGAGCGAGUUCUGUUUGCUAUUGAGAGUUGUCUGCUUUCUGUAGAGGCUCCACCUAUUGAUUGGCUUCCCCAUGCUGAUAUAUCAUUUCAGCCUCUGGUGCAGUGCUUGGAUGUUGACAACUUAUUGAGCCUUUUUACAGCAGUGUUGCUUGAGAGAAGAAUUUUGCUUCGAGCUAAUAAGUAUUCACUUCUAACUCUUGCAUCAGAAGCCAUUUGUCACUUAAUCUACCCAUUCCGAUGGCAGCAUGUAUACAUUCCGUUGCUGUUUUUCAGUGGAGUAGAUUAUAUUGAUGCUCCUACACCAUAUAUGAUGGGACUCUAUUCGGGUGUUGAUACUUCUGCUCUGGCAAUUGAUGGGGUUGUUGUUGUGGACCUUGAGUAUAAUCGUAUCACUACCUCAGAGGAAAUUCCUCCUAUUCCUGAGCCAGAAUUCAGCCUUUUGCGUGGUGAGAUAAUGAAGCUAUUAUAUCCCAAUGUAAUUGGAAUUGAUGAGAUGAACACUGGAAUAUACAGUGUGUCUGAGCAUUAUCCUAAACUUAGGGCUAAGCAAUGGGGAGAGGAACACGACCUUCAGCUAAGGAUGAUAUUCCUAAAGUUCUUUGCAACAGUUUUAAGUGGCUAUCGCAAUUUCCUAGAAAAUAGUGCUACUCAGGUCUUCAACUCUCAAGCUUUUUUGAAGAAGCGGUCUCGAUCUACUAACCAACCACCAGAGCCCAUGAUAGCUCAGUUCCUAGACUCUCAUGGUUUCUUGGAUUAUUUGGAAAGAGGAGUAGGUUCUGAUGAAAACAACAAUAAUCUGCUUGAUAAGCUACAAGAUGCAAUUGGAAGGGGUCAAAACCCUAUGUCAAUUCUUCCUUCAUCCUCAGUAGAACCUGAGAUUUUAACAGUAUCAGAUUCUGAUAUUGGAAUAUCAGGAUCUGGUGCCAAGUACACUUAUGAUAGAUUUCCUGCAAAUAUCAGAACAGAAGAACAAGAAGAAAAGAGGAAACAGAUUCUUGCAGCAGUUAGUAAUGCUUUUGAGUACUCAGGAAGGCAUACUCCUAGUAAGGAUCCUUUAGCAGAUAGUCUUAGUCCAGACGAGAGAGCUGCUGAAAGGGAUCGCAUGGUGCUAGAUAUUCAGGUUAAGCUGCAGGGUUUAUGGCUGCGGCUUCUUAAACUGGGAGCAACAGAUGAUCCUCUCUCAUCCUUUGAAUAUGGAACGAUACUCGCUUUGAUUGAAUCUGAUGCAGAGGGGAUUGGCGGUAGUGGAUUUGUUGAAUGUAUAAGAGAGCAUAUACAUUCGGGUUGGGACUGUCAUCUCACUGAAGAACAGUUUAUUGCAGUGAAAGAAUUGCUUAAAACAGCUAUUAAUCGCGCAACAUCACGUAAUGACUUGUUGACCAUUAGAGAUGCUCUUGAAGUUUCUUCUGAUAUGUAUAAGAAAGAUAAUAAUAAUGUGCUGGACUACGUCCAACGUCAUCUUAUCUCUUUAUCUAUUUGGGAGGAAUUACGAUUUUGGGAAGGAUAUUUUGACUAUUUAAUGGAGCAAUCUUCAAACAAGUCUGCCAACUAUGCAUCUUUGGUGACAGCUCAGCUUGUUGUGUUGGCAUCACACAUGGCUGGGCUGGGACUUCCUGAUAAUGAUGCUUGGUACAUGAUCGAAACAAUUGCAGAGAGGAACAGCAUCGGAUCCAAUCAAUUUAUAAAGAUCAGAGGGUUCUUGUCUCAUAUCCAGCAAUUACGUAAUGGAUACUGGGGAAUCACCUCAAUGAAAGCACAGUCUGUGUUAUUACUUGCAUUGCCAUCCCCGCAUUCUAAAGAUGCCAAAGAUGAGAACCAGCAACCCACUGAGGCAACUGGUGUUGGUAGAAACUGGGUGCAGAGUAUGUUCAGCCGAAAUACAACAACUAGAUCCAGCUCAUUUAGUCGUGUUCGUAGAUGGACGUCUGAUGGAGGAAACUCAGCUACAAAUGAGAAUGGGACUCCUCGCAAACAAGAUCUGUCAAGUGGUGGCCAGAAAAAGCUUCAAACCAAUGUUCGCAUACUUAGGGGUCAUAAUGGUGCCAUUACUGCUCUCCAUUGUGUUACAAAAAGAGAAGUGUGGGAUUUGGUUGGUGACCGUGAAGAUGCUGGUUUUUUUAUUAGUGGAAGCACCGACUGCUCAGUUAAGAUCUGGGAUCCUAGUCUUCGUGGUUCUGAACUCAGGGCAACUUUAAAAGGCCAUACUAGAACUAUCCGCGCCAUAAGUUCAGAUAGGGGGAAGGUGGUGUCAGGAUCUGAUGAUCAGUCUGUUUUGGUGUGGGAUAAGCAAACAACUCAACUUCUAGAAGAGCUUAAAGGCCAUGAUGGACCGGUCAGCUGUGUGCGCACGCUCUCCGGGGAACGUGUGUUAACUGCAUCCCAUGAUGGCACCGUGAAGAUGUGGGAUGUAAGAACAGAUAGAUGUGUUGCAACUGUUGGCCGUUGCUCUAGUGCUGUUCUAUGCAUGGAAUAUGAUGACAAUGUGGGAGUCUUGGCUGCGGCUGGAAGAGACGUGGUUGCUAACAUAUGGGAUAUCCGUGCUAGUAGGCAGAUGCAUAAACUUUCAGGACAUACACAAUGGAUACGGUCCAUAAGAAUGGUUGGUGACACUGUGAUUACUGGUAGUGAUGAUUGGACGGCAAGAAUAUGGUCUGUUUCCCGAGGAACAAUGGAUGCUGUCUUAGCUUGCCAUGCUGGGCCAAUAUUAUGUGUUGAGUAUUCUUCUUUAGACAGAGGAAUAAUUACAGGGUCCACUGAUGGCCUGCUACGUUUUUGGGAAAAUGAUGAUGGAGGUAUACGCUGUGCAAAAAAUGUAACAAUUCACAAUGCUGCCAUAUUAUCUAUCAAUGCUGGGGAGCACUGGUUAGGCAUUGGAGCAGCUGAUAAUUCUUUGUCGCUCUUUCACCGGCCCCAAGAAAGACUUGGUGGUUUUUCUGGCACUGGGUCCAAGAUGGCUGGUUGGCAGCUUUACAGAACACCACAGAAAACAGUUGCUAUGGUAAGGUGUGUUGCUUCAGACUUGGAAAGGAAAAGGAUAUGCAGCGGUGGUCGCAACGGGCUUAUAAGGCUGUGGGAUGCAACUAUUAAUAUUUGAGUUCAAUCGUUAAAUGCAUUUUCACGUUUGUAAAUUGUAACAAUUUUAAAGGUGAAAGACAAGGUACUUAAUGAAGAGGAGGGGUUAUCUCCAUUAUUUUUUGUUUAUUUUCCUUAUAGUAUAUAAAAAUGUGCAAAGAUAUGUCUGAUGAGUCCAACUUGCGAACACUUGUAAUUUUGUGGUUAGAGGUUUCUGUAUUCUGAAUGUACAUACUGCUACGAAGAACAAAUUUUAUUAGUGUGGAUAGAUUAGUUAUAAUGUCUACCAUUGAAGUCUCAA